Molecule: messenger RNA, 975 nt
Organism: Selaginella moellendorffii
Lineage: Eukaryota; Viridiplantae; Streptophyta; Lycopodiopsida; Selaginellales; Selaginellaceae
Product: U4/U6 small nuclear ribonucleoprotein Prp31 homolog
Exons: 2
Coding region: 1-975 (324 amino acids)
Biological process (GO): spliceosomal tri-snRNP complex assembly; mRNA splicing, via spliceosome
Cellular component (GO): U4/U6 x U5 tri-snRNP complex; precatalytic spliceosome; U4 snRNP
Source: RefSeq, a predicted model, not a curated record
AUGGAGAAGGAGAUUGAAAGCUUGUAUGAUUUCGUGAAAACUAUGUACGGGAGGAGGUUCAAAGAACUAGAGUUAAUGGUGAGGGAUCCAUUGGAUUAUGCGCGGCUAGUGAAAAAGAUUGGGAACAAGAUGGAUCUUAGUGAAGUUAGUCUGGAAGAUCUUCCAGCUCCAACAGCGCUGGCGAUUUCGAUGCUCUUCUCGAUAAUGGACAUGCCAACACUGGAGGAAUCUGAUUUGCAGCGCGUGCUCGAUGCAUGCGAUAGGAUUAUCGAGCUCACGGAGACGAGAAAGGAGGUUUUAGGGUUCUUGGAGAGCGAGACGAGCUCUGCCGCUCCAAACUUGUCAGCCAUUCUGGGGAGCUCCAUAACCGCAAAGCUCGUCGAAGAAGCUGGCGGGCUCGCGUCGCUGGCUAGCAUGCCGGCAUGCAACGUAAAGCUUCUAGGCAGGGAGGAGAUCGACGAUCUAUUAGGAUUCUCAUCAGCGACGGUGAAGAACAAUGGGAUGGGGCAUGUUUUCGAGUGUGAGAUUGUACAGUCCACGCCACCGCCGCUUCGAAAGAGGGCGUGUCGCCUCGUUUGUUCAAAGGCAGCAUUAGCAGCUCGUGUGGAUGCUACCACGACGAUCAACAGCACUAAAGGUGGCGAGAUUGGGAGAGCUCUACGCGAGGAGAUACUUAAGACGAUCAACAAGUGGCAAGAGCGGCCACUUCUAAAGUCCGCCACGCCCUUGCCAGUUCCCCGGAUUGGAGAAUCAAAGAAGAAACGCGGCGGGAGGAGGUACCAAGCACCGUACGGUCGCGCUCAAGCCGGUGGGCUCAGUCUCAUCGUCCGGGUAAAUCGGUUUGUCUAUACCUCUCGGUAUGGACUGAAGUACGACCUAGAGAACAGAUCCUGUUCAAGUACAGUCGUGAAAGCUUUCGUCAUGGAGCUUCUUAUAUGUUGGCCCUCUUCGCGUGCGCCAGGGCAUGUGGGAUAG